AUGGCGACAAUGAAACAGGAAACGAAUUACUGUAAUAGUAGUUUCGGCGAGGUGGCCGCUGCCCGUCAGGCGAAUGUCCUUGCCAGCUGCUACCUCGUCGACAAUGCCACUGCGUCCCUCAAGGGACUUCACUACUGCACUACCAGCGUUACCGGGGCAGAGUGGUAUUCCUGAGGUCCCUUCCUCAGGACUACCAUCGCCACCGACAAGUCCCCCCCUCGCCGCCAUCACGUCUGACAACAAGCUCGCUGUGACCCCCAAGUCCAAGCAGCGACGCGCCCAGUCGACGUCGACCAACAACGCCGGGCCCGGUGGCCUCGGCUCACCCCAUCUCAGGCGAGGGGGGGCAACAUCGCGCAUCAGGGAAGAAUGUGAGAGGUUCUUCUGCGAGACCAUGUGGUCCUUGUUCCGGGAUGAGCGGAACUCGGCGCCGUAUGGCUCCGGCCUGACGGGUGUCCAUCAACAACAAGAACGACAAGCACAACUAGAACAACAACAGUACUACCAGCUGGGCGGCGGCGGAGCAGAGUCCAAUGGCCAGCUGUGCACGCCUCCGGACGAGUAUCCCUUCCCAGACCGGUUCGUAACGGCCAGCGGCGGACGAAAUCCCCCGUGCCGCGUCACGGCCUGGCUGGAGCUUUGGGAUUACGUCGGCGGUGCUGGUUUCCGGGGUUUCUUGGCGGAAGAUGACGAGGGCGAGAAAUCGGCCUUUAUCUUCUUUGACCCCGGAGUUAUGGGAAGGGAUUUGAAAUCAGCGUUGGUUGCUGCCAUCGAACUAGCCGACGGGCCGCUGGAAUGCUCCCACCUCGUCGUCGCUAUCGACCGAUCAAUACCUGAAAGGGAUACCAGAUCGCUCAUGAAGGGCCUGCAAUGGGCUGGCUUCUCACUCGCCAACCUAGACCAGUGGGCCGCCGGCUCGCUGGACGUCACGAGCUCAAGGUGGCUCUUCAUGGACUACGAGGUGUAA
Molecule: messenger RNA, 967 nt
Organism: Pyricularia pennisetigena
Lineage: Eukaryota; Fungi; Ascomycota; Sordariomycetes; Magnaporthales; Pyriculariaceae
Exons: 2
Coding region: 74-967 (297 amino acids)
Biological process (GO): positive regulation of protein catabolic process
Cellular component (GO): cytoplasm; nucleus
Molecular function (GO): ornithine decarboxylase inhibitor activity
Source: RefSeq, a predicted model, not a curated record